AUGGAAGCUCCUGUCUCACUCUCUGCUGCCGUUUCUACUCCUGCAGCUGCCGCCGUGUCUACUCCAGCUGAUUCUGCAGCAGCAGCUGCUGCUGCUGCUACUGCUGCUGCUGCUGGUAGAAUCGCUGGUUCGACCCACAACGCCACCCCUGCCGUUGUCGCUGCUUUUGAAGCCACACGGGCACAGGGAACACGGCCCACACAACCUGUGGUUCAUCCUGCACGGCCGCUGCUAAUGGCCCAGGCAAUGCCAAGCGGCACCCAAAGAAGGGAGCUGGGCGUGGAACGGCGGCCCAUACACCGCCGCAGCGCCACGGAGAAGCGUAGACGACACCGAGUCAGCGCGGGGAUAAAGCAACUAGAGAAAGCCAUUCCUGCAUCGUGGCUGCGCCAGCAGUGCUCCACCAACCUGGCUGCACGGACGGAUACAGCGUCGCUGCUUCACGCUGCUGUUGCUUUUAUCAAACAGCUGGAGGUGAGGCGGAGCCUGUGCUUUCGAAGUGCCAUAAAGUUUGAUACUUGCGGUGUGUGA
This is a messenger RNA of Closterium sp. NIES-65, 531 nucleotides long. The record is from the annotation of a GenBank genome assembly. Lineage: Eukaryota; Viridiplantae; Streptophyta; Zygnematophyceae; Desmidiales; Closteriaceae.